Molecule: messenger RNA, 3372 nt
Organism: Vicugna pacos (alpaca)
Lineage: Eukaryota; Metazoa; Chordata; Mammalia; Artiodactyla; Camelidae
Source: RefSeq, a predicted model, not a curated record
CCCCAGACGUGACCUCUCUUGAGAACCGUUUUCUCUGAGGUUUGGGGCUAAAAGUAAGGUAGCCAGGAGGGGGUUUUCGUCUUCAAGUAGUUAAUACAGCAGAAGCUGCAAGGAAAGCACUAGGGAAGCGGAGCUAAAGCUGCGUUUCUUGAGAAGCACUGGGCAGUUCGGCAUGUUCCUGAUCACCGUCACUGUCAGGCCCCGUCAGGUCCCUUACGUGCGUGAUUAGCACGAGACGGGGUGAGAGGAACGGGGGUCCCGAGCGCGGGUCGCCCGUAAAGUCGGGCGGCUGCGCGCGGUGCGCCACGGGCGUGGAGCGUUGCCGCGCGCUGGUGGAAGUGUCAGUGCUCUAUUCACCAGCUCAACCGGUGAGUGGCUUAGACGAGCCAGCGCUGCGAGCCAGUGGGAACUGGGUGACAGUGCAACGCAGAGGAUUCAGAGGUCCUCUUGGGUUCUUGACCUUCGUUUCCCCAAGGGCUGGAAGCCUCCGGAGGAGGCUUUGCCGGCUUCGCUGCUCCACCUCGUUGCAGCCGUGUUUCCAGCAGGCGAGCUGCAGUGGCUGUUAGGAGGUAGUGCCCGUUAAGUGUGUUGGUUUUUCUGUGUCGUCUCGUUUUUGUCUGUUACGAUGCAGUGUCUUGCAGGGAUAGUUGUUUCUUCUUUUUGCGCUUUCUUGUGAAAAGUGCCGUGAAAUAAAAUGUGAGAAUGUUCUGGUUCUCUGUGUUCCUGAUACCACGAAGCCAUGUGAGGAAACUGCACCCCUAGUUUGGAAUCUUCUGAAGCACAGGGGUUAUUGCAGGCUAACGUGUCUUGCGAAGGUUUCCAGGUUCUAGAAGAGGCAGCUGUCUGCUGGGACUGGUGUUGGCGGGACCCGGACCCUGUGCGCCCAGGUACGCGGGGCUGGCGCUGCUGCGGCCCAGGCACGCUCUGAAGACAGACGUGUGGAGGGCGGCUCUUCUGACGCUGUGCGAUGUCCGUGUUCUCCUGCUGCCUUUGCUGUUAGUCUGGGGGAGAGGCAGAGCCGGGGGCUCAGAGAGAACCGUGUUCCUUUUAUGUCAGAGACCGUGCCGUCCGUCCUCAGAUGAUGGAGGGCCUCCCUUCCGGGUUGCUGUUGCCAAGCCUCAGUCUGAGCAAAAGACCAGAUCAGAAGCCCCGGUAAACGCAGGGUGUCUGCUGUCCCGCCGACCCAAGACGCUGAGCCGUGGCCGCGGGACGCCCCGUGGGGGCUGCAGCCGUGGGCCAGGCCCGAGUGCCAGCUGUGGACGGGGACCCUGCUGCUGGGCACGUGCCUGCUGUACUGCGCCCGCGUCAGCAUGCCCAUCUGCGCCGUCUCCAUGAGCCAGGACUUCGGCUGGAACAAGAAGGAGGCUGGCCUCGUGCUCAGCAGCUUCUUUUGGGGCUACUGCCUGACCCAGGUGGUGGGCGGCCACCUGGGGGACCGGAUCGGGGGUGAGAAGGUCAUCUUGCUGUCGGCCUCCGCCUGGGGCUUCAUCACCGCCGCCACCCCGCUGCUUGCCCACCUGGGCAGCGCCCACCUGGCCUUCAUGACCUUCUCGCGCAUCCUCACGGGCCUGCUGCAAGGGGUCUACUUCCCUGCGCUGACCAGCCUGCUGUCGCAGAAGGUGCGGGAGAGCGAGCGGGCCUUCACCUACAGCACCGUGGGGGCCGGCUCCCAGUUCGGGACGCUGCUGACGGGGGCCGCGGGCUCCCUGCUCCUGGACUGGUGCGGCUGGCAGAGCGUCUUCUAUUUCUCCGGCGGGCUCACCCUGCUGUGGGUGUGGUACGUGUACAGGUGCCUGUUGAGUGAGAAAGAUCUCCUCCUGGCCUUGGGCGUCCUGGCACAGGGCCUGCGGGUGACUAGGCACACCAAAGUGCCCUGGAGACGGCUCUUCUGGAAGUCUUCCGUCUGGGCAGCCAUCAUCUCCCAGCUCUCGGCGGCUUGUUCCUUCUUCAUCCUCCUCUCCUGGCUGCCGACCUUCUUUAAGGAGACCUUCCCCAACUCCAAGGGCUGGGUCUUCAACGUGGUGCCCUGGCUGGUGGCCAUUCCUGCUGGUCUGCUCAGCGGGCUUCUCUCUGACCGUCUCAUCAGUCAGGGUUACAGGACCAUUACCGUGCGGAAGUUCAUGCAGGUGAUGGGCCUCGGCCUGUCCGGUGUUUUCGUCCUGUGUUUGGGUCACACCUCGAGCUUUUGUAUGUCUGUGGUCUUUGCAUCGGCCUCCAUCGGCCUCCAGACCUUCAACCACAGUGGCAUUUCCGUCAACAUCCAGGAUCUGGCCCCAUCCUGUGCCGGCUUUCUGUUUGGUGUGGCCAACACAGCUGGGGCCUUAGCAGGUGAGAGGUGGGCCAGGGCUCCCUGCCUGCAGGUUUCAAGCCCAGAGUUCCCUGGGGGGCCGCCUGGCUGCCCCACUUCAUGUCCUCCCACCCGCUCCGGCUGCUUCAGCCUUGCAGGGUGUCGUGGGCGUGUGCCUGGGCGGCUACCUCAUCGAGACCACGGGCUCCUGGACGUCUGUGUUCAACCUGGUGGCCGCCAUCAGCAGCCUGGGGCUGUGCACCUUCCUGGUGUUCGGGAAGGCCCAGCGGGUGGACCUGAGCCCCAUCCAUGAGGACCUCUAGCUGCCCUGGCCCAUCGUCCCCUGAGGACCCGGCGCCACCAGCCUUGGGGAGCAGAGCCAGUUUAAGAGCCUCUUGCUCCUGGUGUAUGAGCCUCGGAGUGAGCCUCGGAGUGAGCCUCGGUCAGGCGGGAGGGUGGGGCCGUCGCUGGCCCUGGGCCGCCCGGGUGGGGCCUGGUUCCUUGCCCGUGGGGGACUGCACCCCCCUCUCAGGGUUGGUGGGACUGCGGGGUGUUUAGCAGCACCCCCGGCUCCCACCCACUAGACGAGCCUCCAGUCAUGACAGCCAACAGUGUCUCCUGACGUCACCAAGUGUCCCCAGGGACCGGCCCCCGGUGGGAACCACAGCUCCCGAGGAAGGCCAUGGAGGGUGGGGAGGCAUUUCUGCUUCUCCAAACGGUCAGGCUGAGGCCCCCAGUUCAACGGGUUGUGAGGUCUUGAGCCUUUGCCCAUCCUUGGCGACCCCACCCCCGGUGACCCCCUCCCGUGAAUCCCUGGGCCCUGGCCAUUCAUUCUGCUUCCCUGGUGCCUCCGGCCCUGAGGGGAGGGUGGGCACCCCUCCGGGCCAGGACGCACCCCGGAGCCCGGGCAGAGCCACCUUUCCGCACUGUCUCUCACCCUUCCUGUUCACGGUAGAGAAGCUGUCGUCUCGUGAAUUAAUAAUAGAUUUUGCCAGAUGUUUACGUAGACAAAAGAAACUAUGGGAAUGUGGAAAAUUACACCAGAGCCUCAUUUAAAUGCUGACUAUUAAAGUAUUUAAAGAGAC